This is a messenger RNA of Pristis pectinata (smalltooth sawfish), 682 nucleotides long. It is a transcript of the gene cisd2, whose product is annotated as CDGSH iron sulfur domain 2. The record is from RefSeq and is a predicted model, not a curated record. The transcript is spliced from 3 exons. Gene Ontology annotation, cellular component: mitochondrial outer membrane; intracellular membrane-bounded organelle. The coding region runs from base 63 to 470 and encodes 135 amino acids. NCBI's taxonomy places the organism in Eukaryota, Metazoa, Chordata, Chondrichthyes, Rhinopristiformes, Pristidae. Gene Ontology annotation, biological process: regulation of autophagy; autophagy of mitochondrion. Gene Ontology annotation, molecular function: 2 iron, 2 sulfur cluster binding.
CGCCAAGGUGACGUCACCGCGCGUCGGCCCGAGGGGCGUGGUCUCCGUCUUCCGCCGCCGCCAUGGUGCUCGAGACUCUGGCGCGCAUCAUCAAGGUGCAGCUGCCCGCCUACCUGAAGCGCAUCCCGCUGCCGCUCACCGUCGGCGGCUUCGCCCGGCUCACAGUUGCAGAGUGGCUACGGUUACUGCCGUUUCUUGGAGUUCUAGCGCUGCUUGGGUACCUUGCCAUUCGACCCUUCAUUCCUCGAAAGAAGCAGCAGAAGGACAGCUUGAUCAACCUAAAGAUCCAGAAGGAAAAUCCCAAAGUGGUGAAUGAAAUCAAUAUCGAGGACCUGCAGUUUACUAAGGCAGCGUACUGCAGAUGUUGGCGAUCAAAGACGUUUCCUGUUUGUGACGGGUCUCACAACAAACACAAUGAAUUGACGGGAGAUAACGUGGGUCCAUUGAUAAUUAAGAAGAAAGAAGUAUAACAUUUUUAUUUUCUUUGAGUGCCAUAAUGUGUUCAUUAUGUGAUGUAAAGAAUUUCUAAGCUGCAAUCAUGAACGUUAAUAGUCCAAUAAAUGUCUUUGCAGUAUAAUUUGCACAAGAUGUAAAGCUUUGUCACUAACAUGUUGUAAUUUGUCAGUGUACAGUGAUGGUGGUGCAUUCUGUUGUUUUUCAUUAAAAAAAAUUAAUGAUUAAA